AUGUCGGGCAUCGACGAUAUUUUCAACCCAGCCACGCUCGCGCGGUCAGAUACUGUGGCAUCCUCAUCAAGCACUGUGAAGCCUACGCAGACUCCGUCCUCAAAGGUCUCGAAAGGCGGACAGGGUUACCCGCGCAUCGACUUCGAGCCUCUCUAUGCGGAGUUGAAAUCGUUGAUCGCAGACAACUGGGGUACAUACUACGAUGCUCUCACACGAUUCAUUCGGGGUGAAUUAUCCGCCAAUGAGUUCGGUGACCUAUGCGACCACUUCAUCCUCAUAACGCCCGCCACGGAGCACGCACAUAAUACGUUGAUAUGCGCGAUCAUCCUCAAUAUAGGGCGCGACUCACCCGAGCCUGGACCGGCAGCAUGGGUCAGCGCAGCCAGCGAUAAGACCGGUGCCGCCUCCAAGGCUACCGUCAUCAGCGACGCGAGCGAGCAACGGUUGAAGGCCGAGAUCAUGGCACUCCCCGCCCGUGAUCGCCGUCGACUAAAGACCAUCGCCACAGAAGGAAAGCCAGGAAUCGCUACCGCAGCCUCGCUCGAAGAGGAGUCGGCAGCUUCCCUGCGCACCAGCAUUGAGCAAUACCAGAAUGCCGCCAAAAUCAGAGCGCCGCAGCCUCCAGCUUCGUCCGGCACAGGGAUCAAGACCAACUGGGAUAUCGAGAUCCGGAAACGCUACACGCAGCCACUGUACAGCGAGACGCACGAAUUUCCCGAUGCCACAAACGUGUUUGCCAGGAUAGUACCAAUCUGCUAUGAGGAAAGUGUCCCAUCCGGUACUACCAUGGAAUCUGCCGAGUUAGUGUGCAUUGCUACCGAGACUUACGUCAAGAAUCUGCUGCACGAUAUCUACAAUCGUGUACGAGUGAACGGCCCCGAUUACAAUGACGGUGCGGGCCAAGGUGUUAUGCUGGCCAAAUACAAGCGGAGAGUAGUGAAAGAAGAGCAGGAAGUCAAGUCUGGUAGGCUGCAACGUGAUCGCGACAAUGAUCUCCUGCCGACAGAAAGCUUGGAAGCCAGAGGCCGGAAGCCGCUAGGGACUGGCGAUCUGAAACUGGCCAACAAAGUUGGUCCUUCGCUGUGGAACGGCAUGCCUAUCAUCGGCGCAAAUAUCAACAACAGUCCUUUCGACAUUGACAUUGACGAGUGGUAUGCGCAAAGAGACGCGAUGGAGGGGCUCGGUAAAUUCGCUAAACACAUAAACGGCAACGGAGUUCACAAGCAGGAGGACGACGAUGCCAUGGACCUCGAUCACGAAGAAACGCAGUGGGAGGGUGCGGGCCAGGCGCAGAUGGCUGGCCUCCGCAAGACCUUGGGUAGCUUGCUUAACAUGCCAGCUUAG
Cyphellophora europaea CBS 101466 is the source of this 1344-nucleotide messenger RNA. RefSeq lists its product as uncharacterized. The transcript is spliced from 2 exons. Gene Ontology annotation, biological process: regulation of transcription by RNA polymerase II. Lineage: Eukaryota; Fungi; Ascomycota; Eurotiomycetes; Chaetothyriales; Cyphellophoraceae. Gene Ontology annotation, molecular function: transcription coactivator activity. The coding region runs from base 1 to 1344 and encodes 447 amino acids. The record is from RefSeq and is a predicted model, not a curated record. Gene Ontology annotation, cellular component: SAGA complex.